Messenger RNA from Pseudonaja textilis, 431 nucleotides. The record is from RefSeq and is a predicted model, not a curated record. Lineage: Eukaryota; Metazoa; Chordata; Lepidosauria; Squamata; Elapidae.
CACCAUCCAAGCAGCGUCCGCAGGACUUGGCACCCAUGCGAUCCAAAGGCAGAGCCAGAAAGCUGGCCACAAGUGAAUGUUUCUAUCAGAGUUUCCCUGAAAUUCCAGUAGAAGAAACUCCUGAAAAUGAGGGAGAGCCAAGCACUUUGUCACUCAGUGUCUGUGAACGGUCUUCUCCAGCAACAUCAAGUGAAGCCUUCACACCAAAGGAGGGAUCUCCUUAUAAAGCUCCAAUAUAUAUUCCUGAUGAUAUCCCAAUUCCAUCAGAGUUUGAGCUUCGAGAGUCAAAUAUACCUGGAGCCGGAUUAGGGAUAUGGACAAAACAGAAGAUUGAAGUAGGUGAAAGAUUUGGACCAUAUGUAGGAGAACAUCACCAAAGUCUUAAAGACACCAAUAAUGGAUGGGAGGUAGGAAAAUAUCUGUCAUUAUAG